Molecule: messenger RNA, 892 nt
Organism: Rhagoletis zephyria (snowberry fruit fly)
Lineage: Eukaryota; Metazoa; Arthropoda; Insecta; Diptera; Tephritidae
Source: RefSeq, a predicted model, not a curated record
AUGGCUGGCAAAGUGUUACACGAUACAAAUGCGGAUUUUAAUAAUAGUUCAUUAAUAACUUGCUCAAGUGAACAAGGUGACAAUUACAGUGUAGAUCUCCAGCGUGAGAGUCAGAUUUCGAUCGCAUGGAAAAACUUGCGUUUUGAAGCCACUAAAUGGGGCUUCCAGAAGAAAGUCAUCCUCAAAAGACUAAAUGGCUACUUUGAGAUUGGCAGCCUUAACGGGCUGCUGGGCCCAAGUGGUGCCGGCAAAACAACGCUACUUAACUGCCUCAGCGGCACCUUCAAGUUGGGUCUCAGUGAAGACUCGGAAGUGUACCUCAACUCUAAACACCAGUCAACAGUCUCCUUCUUUAUCGAACAGCACGUGCACGAGAGCAUAGUCGGUCAACUGACUGUCAAGCAGAUUCUACAAUAUGCCUUUGCCUUCAAAAACGGCGUUUGCCACACCGGUGAUGUCGUUGAUGAGUGCAUUCGACAGACACUCAAAGACCUAUUCCUUGAUGAACAUGUUCUGAAUCAAACUUUUGACAGCUGCAGUGGCGGAGAGCAGCGAAGAAUUGCCAUUUGCCAAGAGCUGAUGGCAAUUGAAAAGCCUUCAUUUCUUUUUGUCGAUGAGCCCACUACCGGGCUGGACAGUGCUUCUGCUGCUGAAGUGGUCAAAUGUCUCCAAAAGCUAAGCAACAUCUACCAGAUCACUGUGAUUGCCUCAAUUCACUGUCCGAAUAGUGAAACGCUGGGCUUUUUUGAUAAACUUUAUAUUUUGGCUAAGGGCGGUGUGUGCAUUUUCUCAGGACCUCCUAAUAGAAUUCAGGAAAGUCUGGAUCAAGUUCAGUAUGAAACCUCUAGUGAGCAGCCGCCAGUUGAGGCUCUUGUCAGCAUUGCCUGCAACG